AUGGUUAAACAAAAGAAAGUGGACUUGAAUGAGCCAAUUGAUGAGAAGGCCAAGCCUACAUUGAGCAAAAGUGAAUUGAAGCCGGAAUUAUCUGAGGCAGCCUUAACUUUGCAUGGGGAUUAUUAUAGACAACUUCAAAGUAAGUGUAAUAGGUAUAUAUUUUGGCAUACAAGAUCAAUUGGUUUGAUGAUGGUGAUACUUGUGUGUUAUUUAAGUUACUUGAUGUAUGAUUAUGUGAUAAUAUCAGAUUCCAUAAGAGAAUUUACCAAGUUGGUUUUGAAUAAUAAGUUUGAUUUCAUAAAUAUAUUUCCAUGUCUCAUUUUGACAUUUUCAUGUAUUGGGACCGCAGGUUAUUUCAUAUCGGAUGAAUUCAGAGGUAUUAGUGAUGAUUUACUCAAGCCAAAUUAUAUCGAAGAGAUAUUUGGAUUUGAUUUAAAGAAGUAUUCUAAGCUUACAAAUGCAAAGACUCCUAAGGAGACUAAAUUCAAGUUAACUAACUCAAAAAACUCUCAAUUGAUCAUAUAUAGGGAUUCACCAAUUGCGGUUGUUACUUUGAAACCAUUGAUUGAAAACUCUACUGAAUCCAAUUUUUUCAUUAAGAUUACUGGAUUAAAUGUUCGAAAAGUUUUCCAAAAAGUUGAUUUUGAUACUUUAUUAAUUGAAACUGCUAUAUUGAGAAGUCGGGAAUUGUUUCAAGAAUAUGUCGACGGCAAGAAAAUUAAAGAUGUUGACGGAUGUAAAAUAAACAUUUUAAUUGAUGCUUAUUCAUUUGAUACUGAUUUAAUCAAGACUUUAACAAAAAAUUCAUUCGGUUUAAUUAAAAAAGAUUAUAAUUUAAAUUUUUUCCAAGCAAAUAAUGAUGAUAAGUUAUUGAAAUUGGUUUCUUAUAAAUCAGUUCAUCAAUUUUUUGAAAUUUCUAAAAAUACCUACGGUCUUACUUUAUUAGCUAAAAAUGAAGAUCAAGAUUUAAUUUUGAAGACUUCUAAAAAUUAUUUAAAUAAUGAUGAUCAGUCAACUAAAAAGAGAAGAUAA
This is a messenger RNA of Hyphopichia burtonii NRRL Y-1933, 1032 nucleotides long. RefSeq names its product Pho86p (gene PHO86). NCBI's taxonomy places the organism in Eukaryota, Fungi, Ascomycota, Pichiomycetes, Serinales, Debaryomycetaceae. The transcript has a single exon. The record is from RefSeq and is a predicted model, not a curated record. The coding region runs from base 1 to 1032 and encodes 343 amino acids.